Aureobasidium uvarum is the source of this 363-nucleotide messenger RNA. Lineage: Eukaryota; Fungi; Ascomycota; Dothideomycetes; Dothideales; Saccotheciaceae. The record is from the annotation of a GenBank genome assembly.
AUGUCUGGAACUGGCAACGUCGGUAACUCUGGUGUCUACGAGGCUGGUGACCAGAGAACCUACAAGGACUCUGAGAUCGCCGAGCAGAAGCAGGAGGCUCGCUUCCACGAGGGCAAGGAGCACUCUCACCAGGCCAACGACUCCANNGACGAGCGCACCAUUGCCAACAAGCUUGCCCGUGAGGAGAAGCGCGAGAACGAGGACGAGGAGGAGUCUCUCCAGGCUCAGCAGAUCAAGAAGGACGCCACUCUUCCCGCCAAGUCGCACGGCAACGAGCCCAGCAAGGGCGCCAAGAUCGACCAGGAGCUCGCUGAGGAGGACGCUGCCGCCCUCAAGAACAAGGGCUCGUUCGGUCCCCAGUAA